Messenger RNA from Lytechinus pictus (painted urchin), 3089 nucleotides. RefSeq names its product CMP-N-acetylneuraminate-beta-1,4-galactoside alpha-2,3-sialyltransferase-like. The record is from RefSeq and is a predicted model, not a curated record. Gene Ontology annotation, molecular function: sialyltransferase activity. The transcript has 5 exons. NCBI's taxonomy places the organism in Eukaryota, Metazoa, Echinodermata, Echinoidea, Temnopleuroida, Toxopneustidae. Bases 40 to 651 code for a protein of 203 amino acids.
UCAUGUAGUCGUUGUGUCGUAGUCGGAAACGGAGGCGUCAUGAAAGAUUCUUCAAUGGGUGCCAUCAUUGACGAUUUCGACGUUGUCAUAAGGCUGAAUGAUGCGCCGACAAUAACGUAUGAGAAGGAUGUUGGUUCGAAGACGACAAUUCGCAUGGCCUAUCCAGAAAGUAGCUUUCAGUCGGCGAUUCCUUACAAAGGUCACUGGCUCUACGUCAUUGUUAUCUUUAAACAAACCGACCUGGAAUGGAUAUCGAAUGUAGCUGCUGGAAAGAAAGUGCCAUCAUCUUUGCGCUUUUGGAAGUCGGUAGCUCGAUCCGUGCCCAAACCUGCCAAUGAAUUCCGUAUCUUCAAUCCGCAUAUCAUUCAAGAGACGGCAGAACUUGUCGGCAUGAAAAUUGGCAAUGGUAAAGUCGGAAAAAACGUGCCAACGACUGGAAGUUUUGCGAUCUCCAUGGCAACACGGUUGUGUGAUGAAGUCAGCGUAGCUGGGUUUGGAUAUGAUGAAAAUAAACCACUUCACUACUAUGAUAAACAGCAGAUAAAGGUCGUGAAAAAUUCUUGGACUCACAACAUCAGUAUAGAGAAAAAGUGGCUGCUAAAAUUGGUUCAACAAGGUAUUGUACAUGACUUGACAAGUGGAAUCAAAUAACAUUGUAUUCAAUAAAUAUCCGACGAGCUAUUAUGGUCAUGAUUGGGGCCAUGAGGCACUGUGGGUCAAGUUGGAUUGUAGAAUAAAAUAUAUAGGAUGGGCAGUAUCAGCAUUUGCAUAAUUUUACACUUUUCACAACUUUUUUAAAGAUUAUUUUUCUAUCGAAAUGGGCAAGAAGGAUGAUCCCAAAUAUUAUAUCAACUGACAAAACUCGACAACAAGUAAAUUCAGCUGUGCCUGAAAUACCUGAUGUGGUAUUAUAUAAAAUACUUUAUAUCAUCACGUGAUUUGGAGUAAACCUCAAGGUGCACAUUUGUACCGAUAUUCCUUUUUUCGAAUCCUGAUGAGGUGAUCAUUCCGACUUGUGGCGAGUACCAAGCCAUUAAUUACGUUAUUAGGAUCGACGAUCUUCUACCCUUCGUGCCUAAAUCAUGUACUUAUAAGGGAUAAAACAUUUUCCUUCUUCAAGAGUUUUCAGCAUCAAAGUGUGAUUAACAAAGACAAAUAAUUCUUAAUUGAAUGAUAUGAAAAGAGGCUGCGACAUUUGAAAACUGUGAAUUUACAUUAUCAGUGAGCAUAGGCAUACAGCAAGAGGCAUUUGAUGAUAUCACAAGAGGCUGUUCGUGUUAUGAUUGCCAUUCUGAAGAUCAGAGGAACAGAUUGAGGCAGUGCAAUCAAGCUCUACGGGUUAUCCCACCGUGUGACCUAUAUCAUUAUCAGGUGCUUGUGUUUAAAUUAUUAUCAGAAGGUAUGAUUGGUGUUGUUUAAAUUAACUGUGAUUUGUAUUUAUAUUUUAAAUAUGCCGGGAUUGAAGUUGUAUACACUGGUAUAUUGAGUUUAAUACACUCUAUGGGAAUUGUAUGUCCCAUACUCAGAAAGAAGAGACUUAAGGAAUUGCCUAUUCCAAACAAUACCAAUUAACCAACAGUUCUUGAGACGGAAUCUCGGAGAACGGUACGUGUAACUCCGAUCUGUGCUGAUUAAGUAGCAAGCGGAUGAAGUGUUGAUAUAUGCAUUGAAUACUCAAGCACUUGUUCUUCAAUGAUCUGAUCGCUUCGGGGGGGGGGGGGGUCCUAAGCACCUUGCAUAAUAAUAAAAUAAUCUUGAUUAAUCAUAUUUAAAUAUGACCAUUUUAGGCAUGGUAUUGGAAUAUCUCUCUCUUUCUCCUUUCUCUUCAAGGUAUAUGAGUUAUGGGCAUUUUCAAUGUACUCUCCUACGUACGCCAAUCAGAUCAAAUCGAAUUACUAAGCCAUGCAUUACAAAGUUUUUACUCUUGCCGCCUUUGUCAGUUUUUUUAAUGCCACGUAUCAACUCAUUUGUGAAAUUUACGCCAAAUUUGCAAGAAUUUAGACUCGCUCAUUAUUCGUGAAAUUUGCGGUCUUAUUGUUUAUUCAUAUUGUGUGUUGCGAUGACCGAAUCUUUGAUCUCUUACUUUCAUAGACAUGUAGAUGUUAAGCAAAUAUUUUGAUUAUAAAUAUAUAAGAUGUGUUACAUGUAUGGUACAUGCUUGAAGAAGAGGUUUAGCGACUGUCAUAUAUUGGGCAGUGUGUUUGUUUUUUCUUCUUCUUUUUUUCUUCUCAUUCCAUGUUAACUGCAUAAGCAAACGAGUAUUCCAAACGUGUAUUUAAUGAUGAUUAUUAUAAUGUUUUAUUGCCAUUUAUAACAUAGCUGCAAAAGAGGUACUAUAAUCUUUUUAUAUGAGGUACUAGUUUUAUCAAUAUACGCAUAUAGUCUUUAUUUACCAUUGUAAAUGUUUCGUACUAUUUCAAUUUUACUGUUAUUCUGUGACCUGUAUAAGCUUUACCUAUACUUAUGUACUACAUAUGAAUGGUAUUUUAUCAGUCUUGAAUGUACAUAAUGUAUGACUGCCAUAUAGCGACGCUUUUCGAAAAUUGUUCACAUUUGUACAGGCACGGGUAUAAUCUUAUAAACGUUGGUGAGGUUCUGAAGAUAAACAGAAUCUAGUCAAACAUUUCAUCGAAUCCUAGAAUAAUUCGACAGCAUCUAACUGAAAUUGGCACAUCCUAUUGGAAUGUAAUUCAUUGUAAUAUAAUUACUGAUUUUUUUUAUCGGCUAAAAACAUAUAAGAUAUGUGAUAUAAUAAAAACUAUACAUAUAGCCAUUUUUAUGUUAAAAUAUCAUUACAAAAUGUUUCACCCCGUGUUUACUGAUAUAUUUUCAUUACAACUUGCAUUUAUAACCAACACGAACUUUUCACAACAUUCACUUAAAUCAUCCUAGGACACUAUUAGCACAUACAACGCUCAGACAUCAUGGGCCCGACAUUGUCAGACUCACUCAAAUAGACUGACAGACGAAAUUCAUUUCUCCCUCCCCAAAAAAAAGGUAUUGAAAAUAAAUACGAAAUAUGUACUCACUGAAUUAAAUGAAAAUAUGUUCUAUAUAUUUGUCAACUGUAACAACACAUAUACCUUUCG